This is a messenger RNA of Cydia splendana, 3557 nucleotides long. RefSeq names its product piwi-like protein Siwi (gene aub). The record is from RefSeq and is a predicted model, not a curated record. Gene Ontology annotation, molecular function: RNA endonuclease activity; protein binding; piRNA binding. Lineage: Eukaryota; Metazoa; Arthropoda; Insecta; Lepidoptera; Tortricidae. The coding region runs from base 1 to 2718 and encodes 905 amino acids. The transcript is spliced from 17 exons. Gene Ontology annotation, cellular component: P granule. Gene Ontology annotation, biological process: regulatory ncRNA-mediated gene silencing.
AUGUCUGAACAACCUCGAGGUAGGGGGAAAGCCCGCGGGCGCGCCGGGCGAGGGUCGCAGGAGGGCGGGCAGGCGCCGCGGCGGCCGGGCGAGCCGGCGCAGGCCGGGCCGGCCGGGGCCGCCGGGGCCGCCGCCGCCGGGCCGAGGCCGCAGCCGCCGUCGGCCUGGGGCCCGCCGUCCGUGGCGCCGCCCGUGCGCGCCGGCGUGCCCGCCGUCGCCGCGUCGGCCGGCCGCGCCUCGCACAGGACCACGCCGUCCACCCACGCGCAUCCGGGCGAUGUUGACAUUCAACAACGAAUGCAGACGUUGGACAUAGGCCAGGGUGGCCCGGGAAACUCGGGUGAGCCCGGCGGAGCGGUGAGCGGUCGCGGCUCGCGCCGUGGUGGUGGCAGGGUGCUCCCAGAGAAUGUCAUGAUUCUCCGCACCCGCCCUGAUCAGUUGCAAUCGAAAAAAGGGUCUUUCGGCGACCCACUGGAGUUAAUGGCGAAUUAUUUCACCGUCCAUUCCACGCCCCAGUGGCGCCUGUACCAGUACCACGUGGACGUGGACCCCGAGGAGGACAACACUGGCACCCGCAAGGGGCUGCUGCGUGUCCACGCCAACACUCUAGGAGGGUACAUCUUUGACGGCUGCGUCUUGUACACCGUCAAGAAGCUGCACCCCAACCCGAUGGAGUUGUACUCCGACCGGAAGACGGAUGGUCAGCGUAUGAGACUAUUGAUCAAGCUAACCCAAGAUGUCGCACCGGGUGACUACCAUUAUCUCCAGAUAUUCAAUCUGAUUAUAAGAAAGUGUUUCUACAAGCUGAACUUGCAGUUGAUGGGCAGGGACUUUUUCGACCCUGAUGCUAAGGUUGACAUCCCAGAAUACAAGCUCCAAAUUUGGCCUGGCUACAAGACUACCAUAAAUCAAUAUGAGGACCGCCUCCUUAUGGUGACCGAGAUCACCCAUAAAGUGCUCCGUAUGGACACGGUUUUGCAAAUGCUGCAAGAAUAUGCUCAAACCAAGGGCGCCAACUUCAAGAAAAUAUUCGUGGAAGACGUGGCGGGCAAAAUCGUGAUGACCGACUACAACAAGCGAACCUACCGUGUAGACGACGUGGCCUGGAAUGAGUCACCGUCUUCCACAUUCAAAAUGAAGGAACAGACCAUAUCCUACAUGGACUACUACAAAACUAAAUACAACAUCCGCAUCAACGACGCUCGGCAGCCGCUGCUGAUCUCCCGCUCCAAGCCGCGCGAGAUCCGCGCCGGCAUGCCCGAGCUCGUGUACCUCGUGCCGGAGCUGUGCCGCCAGACCGGCCUCUCCGACGAGAUGCGCGCCAACUUCCAGCUCAUGAAAGCCAUGGCCGUCCACACCAAGAUCGGGCCCGAUACCAGGAUACAGAAGCUGCUGGCCUUCAACAGGCGCUUUACGCAGAACAAGGAGGUGGUUGCGGAACUGGGGACAUGGGACCUGAAAUUAGCCAAUGAACUGAUCAAGUUCAAAGGCCGUCUACUGCCGCCGGAGAACAUCACGCAGGGCGACGGACGGAAAUACGCCGCCGGCCUCACCACUGAAGGCUGGACUAGAGACAUGAGGUCUCGGCCUCUGCUCUCUUUCGGGCCGUGCCCCUCGUGGGUGGUGAUCACGCCGGAGCGCCAGCGCCGCGACGCCGAGGCCUUCGUGGGGCUCAUUAUGAAGACUGGCAGCGGGGCCGGCUUCAGAAUGCCGCAACCGGAAGUCGUGUCCAUUCAACGUGACGGGUCGAUGGAGUACGCCAACAUGUGCGAGAAUGUAAUCGCCAAGAAAAAUCCGGCCCUCAUUCUGUGCGUCUUGGCAAGACAGAUGGCGGACAGGUACGAAGCGAUCAAGAAGAAGUGCACGGUGGACCGCGCCGUGCCCACGCAGGUGGUGUGCGCCCGCAACAUGACAUGCAAGUCCGCCAUGUCCAUCGCCACCAAGGUGGCCAUACAGAUCAACUGCAAGCUGGGCGGCGCGCCGUGGACGGUGGACAUCCCGCUGCCGAGCCUCAUGGUGAUCGGGUACGACGUGUGCCACGACACGCGCAGCAAGGAGAAGAGCUUCGGCGCCUUCGUGGCCUCCAUGGACCGCCAGCAGACGCGCUACAUCUCCUCCGUCAACGCGCACACCUCCGGCGAGGAGCUCUCCUCGCACAUGGGCUUCAACAUCACCGUCGCGCUCAAGAAGUACCGCGAGAUCAACCAAAAGCUGCCGUCGCAUAUCAUCAUUUACCGUGACGGGGUGGGCGACGGACAAAUCCCGUAUGUGCAUAGCCACGAGGUGGGUGAGAUCAAGAAGAAGCUGAACGAGGUGUACGCGGAGGCGCCGUACAAGCUGUGCUUCAUCAUCGUGUCGAAGCGCAUCAACACGCGCAUCUUCGUGGCGCGCGGCCGCGGCGAGAACCCGCAGCCCGGCACCGUCAUCGACGACGUCGUCACGCUGCCCGAGAGAUACGACUUCUUCCUCGUGUCCCAAAACGUGCGUGAGGGAACCAUCGCACCGACGUCUUACAACGUCAUCGAGGACUCGACUGGCCUGACCCCUGAUCAUAUCCAGCGGCUGACGUACAAGCUGACGCACAUGUACUUCAACAACUCGUCGUGCGUGCGCGUGCCGUCCGUGUGCCAGUACGCGCACAAGCUCGCCUUCCUCGCCGCCAACUCGCUGCACAACCAGCCGCACUACUCGCUCAACGAGACCCUCUACUUCCUGUAACCUACUUAUAUAGACUACUUAUAUUAUAUCCGGCCAACAAGGUUCAUCUCCUUACUUCGUACAAACAAUUGUGAUGGGACGAAUACCAUUACGAUAUCAUAUACGGGCUCAAGUUAAAGGAUCAAAAAAUAAAUCUAUGCCAUACAUAUUAUAAUAGUUCUACUUUAAGGUUGUUUUGAGACUUAUGUUUGUUGAUUAUUCGUAUGUUUAAUUGUAGAGCCUUCUGACGUCUUGUAUUUUGAAUCUAUUAAAACAAGAGUUGUCUGGGGGUUUAUGCUUCUUGGUCACAUUAUCUGUGGACCUCACUGGUAUGAUUGUGACGUCAUGGGCCAUUUGAAUGCGAAAAUGUGUAUGGUAUUCAAAUCGGUAAAGAAACUAGUCAGAUGUUGACCACCGCUAGUUUGUUCUUCGCUUUUUUAUUGUUAUUACAUUAGGCCUAAAACUUAGUAGACAUAAGAUACGAGUACAAGCCUGUAAACUACUACAUAUUGUAAACUUUUGAAUGCCAUCUUGCAAACUACCUCUUUAUGUAUGGUACUGAGGCAUUCAAAGGGUUAUGAAUAUUUGAUGUGAUAUUAUAUCUGAAGUCAACAAUUUGGUUGACCAAGCAUACAUUUUUAAACCACUGGGUUAAACGUCCAGUCUUCCUUACUUAACCCCCUUGACGCUAACGCCAGUGCCGCUUGCUUGCCUGAUAAAAAAUAUAGAAGCAGUGCGAGCGAAUAACGCGUUAAGUAUGUAAUGUUACGUCAAAGAAACGCCACCAAAUUAAAUAAACUUUCAGAAUGACAUUUUGAGUUUUUAAGUAUUUUGACUAGUUACCGUCUUUGACGUGAUAA